Molecule: messenger RNA, 1472 nt
Organism: Leopardus geoffroyi (Geoffroy's cat)
Lineage: Eukaryota; Metazoa; Chordata; Mammalia; Carnivora; Felidae
Gene: EIF2S2
Product: eukaryotic translation initiation factor 2 subunit beta
Exons: 9
Coding region: 177-1178 (333 amino acids)
Biological process (GO): formation of cytoplasmic translation initiation complex; formation of translation preinitiation complex; translational initiation
Cellular component (GO): eukaryotic translation initiation factor 2 complex
Molecular function (GO): translation initiation factor activity; translation initiation factor binding; mRNA binding
Source: RefSeq, a predicted model, not a curated record
CUGCGCAGGCGUAUUUCCAACGCUUGGGAGGAGAGGGCGGGGUGUCGUUCCCUUUCGCUGAUGCAAGAGCCUAGUGCGGUGGUGGGAGAAGUGUCGGCAGGAGCAACGCUGCCGCUGGGGCCUGGGGCUGACCCGUCCGACUUCCCGUCUGUGCCGAGCCCACUCGAGCUGCCGCCAUGUCCGGGGAUGAGAUGAUUUUUGAUCCUACUAUGAGCAAGAAGAAAAAGAAGAAGAAGAAGCCUUUUAUGUUAGAUGAGGAAGGGGAUACCCAGACAGAAGAAACCCAGCCCUCAGAAACAAAAGAAGUAGAACCAGAGCCCACUGAGGACAGAGAUGUAGAAGCCGAUGAAGAGGACAGUAGGAAAAAAGAUGCUUCUGAUGAUUUAGAUGACUUGAACUUCUUUAAUCAGAAGAAAAAGAAGAAAAAAACAAAAAAGAUAUUUGAUAUUGAUGAAGCUGAAGAAGGUGUAAAGGAUCUUAAGAUUGAAAGUGAUAUCCAAGAAGCAGCUGAACCAGAGGAUGACCUUGACAUUAUGCUUGGCAAUAAAAAGAAGAAAAAGAAGAAUGUUAAGUUCCCAGAUGAGGAUGAAAUACUAGAGAAAGAUGAAGCUUUAGAAGAUGAAGACAGCAAAAAAGAUGAUGGUAUCUCCUUCAGUAACCAGACAGGCCCUGCUUGGGCAGGCUCAGAAAGAGACUACACAUAUGAGGAGCUAUUGAAUCGAGUAUUCAACAUCAUGAGGGAAAAGAAUCCAGAUAUGGUUGCUGGAGAGAAAAGGAAAUUUGUCAUGAAACCUCCACAGGUUGUCCGAGUAGGAACAAAGAAAACCUCUUUUGUCAACUUCACAGAUAUCUGUAAACUAUUACAUCGUCAGCCCAAACAUCUCCUUGCAUUUUUAUUGGCUGAAUUGGGUACAAGUGGUUCUAUAGAUGGUAAUAAUCAACUUGUAAUCAAAGGAAGAUUCCAACAGAAACAGAUAGAAAAUGUUUUGAGAAGAUAUAUCAAGGAAUACGUUACCUGUCACACGUGCCGAUCACCGGACACAAUCCUGCAAAAGGACACCCGACUCUAUUUCUUACAGUGCGAAACUUGUCAUUCUCGAUGCUCUGUUGCCAGCAUCAAGACCGGCUUUCAGGCUGUCACAGGCAAGCGAGCACAGCUCCGUGCCAAAGCUAACUAAUUGGCUAACCACCACUGAUUUUCAAAGUGUGUUGUGGAGAUUUGGCUGGACAGGUUUACCAUCAAAGUGGAUAUAUCAUUGUAUUAAAUACAAGAUAGAAAAGCUGCCAAGUUUUUUGGCUUGUGGCUGGUUGGUCUGAAAUCUUUGCAAGAUGCCGAUGCUCAAGCUGUUGACCUACUCAUUGCCUACUUUAACAACUGUCAGAAAAACAUGAUGGGGUAAGGCGGUGCUUUUUUAAAAUCGUUCAUAGACUUAUGUAAAAUGCAAGAUAAAUUAAAGUUAUUAUAACAGUGA